Molecule: messenger RNA, 6592 nt
Organism: Hylaeus anthracinus
Lineage: Eukaryota; Metazoa; Arthropoda; Insecta; Hymenoptera; Colletidae
Gene: fab1
Product: 1-phosphatidylinositol 3-phosphate 5-kinase
Exons: 14
Coding region: 137-6238 (2033 amino acids)
Biological process (GO): phosphatidylinositol metabolic process; intracellular signal transduction
Molecular function (GO): ATP binding; 1-phosphatidylinositol-3-phosphate 5-kinase activity; metal ion binding
Source: RefSeq, a predicted model, not a curated record
CGUCGUCUGUAGUGGCAUAAUCAUCUGACGUUUCCGUCGAAAACUUUUUUGUUUGUAUUUACCGGAGCAGGUGCGAAGACGGCCUCUCGUGAAGGAUUAUAUUAAAGAUGUUCAUAGGAAGAUAGCAUCAGACAAAAUGAAUAAAAAUAUGAAUUCACCGUCUAAGCUUACGGAGUUCGCCCCGUUAAGCCCCGAAGAGAGUCAACCUGUCGUUGCUUCCUUAUUUUCCAAGUUCUUCAACUUCACUAGAAGUGCUCAAAACGUUGAUGAUUCUACAGUGUCUUCUAGUAAUGAGAAACAAAGCUCCUCUGAUUCAGAGUCAUGGAAACAAUCUGAAAGCACAGAGGAAACACCGGAGGAUGAUAGCUCUAGCGUAAUGAACUUUCCAUUAGAUACUCACGAAGGCAGAAGUUUACCGAAUGUCUUGAAACGUAUUAGUAACAUUGUAGCUCAGAAAAGUAAUAACUUACGCUCUUACAAAGACUCUCAAUUAAGAAGCUAUUGGAUGCCAGACAGUGUAAGCAAGCAAUGCUACGAAUGUGGAGAAAGAUUUACAACAUUUCGCAGAAGACAUCACUGUCGUGUUUGUGGUCAAAUAUUUUGUUCAAAGUGUUGCUCUGAUCAGAUCACUGGAAAAAUCAUGGGAUGCACUGGGGAUCUUAGAGUUUGUACAUAUUGUUGCAAAGUAGUUUUAUCCUAUUUACAAUCGUCGGAUAUGAGGAGCGAUCUGUCAGCAGAUUUAAAAGCAUUGCAGGAAGACCUUCAAGUUAAAUAUGGAAGCGAUCCACCACCUACUACACAAAAAUGUGAGAAUGAAACUGUAGAGGAUGAAACUUCUAUCUGUAGAAAACCAAGCGUGGGAUACAUGGAAGAAAAAUAUGCUACAGGAAGAUCAGCAAAUAGUUACUUAACGUCUCAGGAGCGUUCUCUAGCCUUACAAAACUCAGCUUCUUUAAGAAUGGUUUACGAAGAGUUAUUUAGAUCGAGCCAAGCGAUUCUUUUACAAACGCACAGAAUUAGACUGAAAAGUUAUCACAACUGCUUUUUAGCUAGCGAAUUAGUGAAUUGGAUGAUAGCACAAAAUAAAGCAGCUACUCGUGUGCAGGCUACUGCUAUAGGGCAGGCAUUGCUAGAAGCAGGUUUUAUCGAACCAGUCAUUGCCGACAACGUGUUUAGCGAUACAACAUCUAUAUUCAAACCAGUCAAAUUAUCUCAUAUACAAAGUAUAGACUUGAGUGAAACUCAAACUACAUGCGACGCACAAGAACCUGCAUGGGUGAAAACAAUUCCACAGCAUGAUUCGACAACUGAUUCUGAAAGUGAAACAAAACCUUCGAAUUCGGUGCAACAAACUACUGGGCGUUUACCAUCAUCUAGUUCAAGUUUUUAUUUAGAUUUAAAUUUAGAAUCGUCUACCGUUACGUUAAAAAGACCUACAUCGGAGGAUUUAACUACGAUUUCUGUAGAUAGUAGCGAUGGUGUAAUCGAACAAAAGGAAGCCACAGUAACAUCACAUACAUGUAAUUUUAAAAUUGCUGAUGAUCUUCUGAACGACACACUACAGGUACAAGAAUUUAAAGAAAGAAAUGGUUGGCACAAACCGUCAAACCUUAGAACUGUAUUAGGCGAACUACAUGCGUACGAGUGUUUAACAUCCGCGUAUAAGCAACACGAAGAUUCGUUAAUUAAGCAACUUCUUAAUAAAGAAGGCUUGUCGCAAACUUGGUCAGAAAUAAUACUUCCUAUUGCCCAUCAAAUUGUCGACUUUGUUAGGCCAGACUUAAAUCAUAAUGUCGAUGAUCUGGAUAUUCGACAAUAUGUUCAAAUAAAAAAAUGUCCAGGCGGUAAUAGAGACGACUGUGAGAUCGUAUCCGGUGUCGUUUGCACCAAAAACGUUGCCCACAGGGGAAUGAAUGCGAUGAUAGCUCAUCCAAAAAUACUGUUACUUCAGUGUGGGCUUAUGUAUCAACGCGUCGAAGGAAAACUAUUGAGCUUAGAACCAGUAAUGUUACAAGAGAAUCAGUAUUUAGGUCACACAGUUGCUAGGAUUACCGCUCUUGGUCCAGAUGUUGUACUCGUACAUCGAUCUGUAUCGAGAUUAGCACAGGACAGACUCAGAGAAUGUGGCGUAACACUUGUUUUGAAUGUAAAACUUAGUGUUUUGGAAAGAGUCGCACGAUGCACGGGUGCUAAUAUUGUCAAUACCAUCGACGCGCACAUACGUGUAAGGUAUAUGCUCGGUACAUGCAAAAAGUUUUACUUGCGAAAUUUCUCAUGCGAAAAAAAUGGAGUUAAAACAUUGAUGUAUUUCGAGGGAUGUGCAAAUCCACAUCUGGGGUCUACGAUCUUAUUACGAGGCGGUCCUCAAGCAGAAUUGAAGAAAGUGAAAAAUGUCACUUCGAUGAUGAUUUUCGCUGCUUACUCAUGGCGUCUUGAAAAGUCAUUUCUUAUGGAUGAAUUUGCAAGGCCGCCGUCUCCCAAAGACAAUUCAUUUUUGGAUGAAACAUCGAAUAAAGAUUCUACAGAUUUUGAAGAAACUAAUAAAGUAUUGCACGCCAAAACAAGCGAAGAAAACGAUCCGGGAGAUUGUGGAGAUAGCAUGGAAAUUUUGAGAGUAUCAAAAGUUCAAACAGAUUCUGGAAGUACAUCGAGCGAUAAGCAAAGCAUAGAACUGGAGUUUCCAGCUAAUAGAAGUACACCUCUGAAAGAUAAACUAACAGAUCAAACUUACUAUACCGAAAAUAGGUUAAGUUCGAACUCGGUUAAACAAAUAUCCUCCAUGUUAACCGAAGAUUCCGAUCCUUACGACACUUUAAAAUUAUUCAAGUCUAAAACUAAGUCUUCCGUGAUUGAUUCAAGAAGUUCCGAGAAUUGUUCAACGAGUAAAACAUCUAAUAGUAACGAUAGUCUAAAUAGUACUUCUGGACUUGGUACAGACUGCAGCAAAGAUCAAAAUAGCACCAUGGAAUUGUUUAGCGGUAAAGGUAGUGAAAAGGCAAACAAAGAAAUUGAAGAAGAAACGGAGAAGCCAAAAGUAAAAGAUAAAGUCCCUUCAGAGGAGAAACGUAUUUACGGAGAAUCUAUUAGCGAUCAGAGCGAUCCUCUGCAUCAGUAUUUAAACGAAGAUGAUGAAGACGUUUUCAAUCGAACUAGUCCAAACGGUCAGCAUUUAAGCGUCGCUGAUUUACCACUAUUAAAUAAAUUUAAGAAAGCGCUGGAGGGAACUAUACUAACUGUCUCGCCUUAUUUAAAGUUUUCCAUACCGUACUUGGAAACCGAAACAGGUAGGAAUUGCGUGUUGCGAAGUUUCUUUCCGAGGGAAAUCUACUAUUCUGACCAAUUCUUGGACAAAGUGAAAGAGGUUAAAACGAGCAGCGCGUCCGUAGAUCAGAGCGGGAUAGAAAAUCCAUUGAUGAAGUUAAAACUAAAGCCUCGGCAUCCGUUUGUUCAAGCAAGGUUAACCACGGAUGUAGACAGUCGUGAAGUACAAACUUUAUUAGCGAAUUUUAGAGCGUGUGGCAGCCGACUAUACCCAACGAAUAACGUUUUAUCGGAGAAACAACAAAUUCUAAUGCAGACUGAAGUUAACGAUCAAACGCCUACGUGGCCUGAUUGUUUAGAUCCAGCUAGUCAUCAGCGCCUAUCUGUGUCGUUUUGCAGCUUUUCGCAUACUGGUAACGAUACACCAGCGUUCUGCGUGAAUCCGUGGGUCGUUAAUAUGGAUUUGUAUGGAAGAAACGACAUAGCGCUCGGACGUUUUUUAGAACGUUACUGCUUAACGUCCGAGUACAAGUGUCCAGCUCAGGCCUGUCGAGCACAAAUUGCUCAUCACGUUCGACGAUUCGCUCACGACGGUGGGUGCAUACAUAUCAAUUUAAAUGAAAUGAACUCCGAGCCGUUCGCCCAAGAAGACACGAAUCAAAUUCUGAUGUGGAGCAAAUGCAUGAGAUGUAAAAGCGUUUCUCCCGUAGUACCGAUGUCAGACGACACCUGGUCGCUGUCCUUUGCCAAAUACUUGGAAUUACGUUUCCACGGGAGUGCUUACGUCAGACGUGGCACGGACACUUGUCAGCAUUUGCUUCAUCACGAUCAUUAUCAAUACUUCACCAAGAAAAACAUGCUGGCCGUGUUCAAGUAUACGAAGAUAUCGCAAUGGGAGAUUUCCCUGCCGCCGCCUCUGAUAAACAUUAUCUACGAUCCGAAACAACACGCAGACGUGAUCGAAGAGAUGAAGAGCUUGGCGUUAAAGGGCGACGAAGUUUUUUCUAUGAUACGAGAGAAGAUAACGACUUUGCAAAUGGAUAUGGAUAGCGUAAACGCUGCCAAGCAGCAAUUAACCAAAGAUCAGCAGUAUUUCAAGAACAAAAUAGAUGAGAUUCAACUGAAAUUAACGUCGCCGACAUUAGAAAAUAAGAAGCUCGAAGGGAAGGUGUCGGAGAAACAGGUCCAAGCUUUAAUGUUCAGAAUCGAAGACGGGAUUGUGAUACUAAAACGAUUGAUAUCGGAAGUUGUGUUCACAUGGAACGUGAAGAUUUUAGAAAUGUCCGUGAAAAAGAAGGACGAACGACCACGACGGUUUACCGAACGAUCGUUAACGGCUGGAAGCAACAGUAUCAUCGACACGGAUGGGUAUAUCACAGAAGAUACCGCAUCGGAAUCUCAAAUCGAAGAUUUGAGCCCUAUGUCGGCGGAUUACAAUGCCAUCGACGCUAUCACAGCUGCGCAAAAUGAUAUACAAGGGACGGAAGGCGUAGAAAGUUCAGACAACGAAAUCUUAGAAUAUAAUAAUCCUGAGGACAUCGUCGUCAUUCAGGGAUCCCCGAGAAUGCAUCAGAGGUCGCAUUCCGACGUGUUGCCCCUCACUGUGGAAGAUAUGCCGGAUAAGAAAAAAAAGAAGAAAACUAUUUUAUCGCAAUUAUUGCCUUCCGUCCCUGUAACACAACCGAUACCGAAUCCUUUGGGAUCUUUGGAGCAUCAUUUGUUACCUCUUGGAUCGGUCGUACCGAUAGUGGUGUUCGAAUCGGAACCUUCAUCUAUAAUUGCACACGCGCUGGACUCGCACGACUAUAAACACGCGUUACACGAGUUAAUGCGAACGACGAAGGGGCCAGAUUUGAAUCCUAGCCCAUUGAACAAGCGCAAAUUCCCCGAAAAUAAAGAGAGUCUUCCCGACCUGAUGCAAUCCGGAGAAUUUAAGCGUCCGUCCGUUUUAUCGUUUUUCAGAGGGAAUAGCCCGAACCCAGCGAGUCCCAUAGACUCCGAUAAGGGUGUCUCGAAUAUGGAUUUCAGUGCUCAAAGUCUGGCAACGACGUCAGAGCCGACAGACGAAGAUAAGAAAGCUACGAAGCAGCAAAAUUAUAUCGAGGUUCAGUUUAACGACGCGACCACCAAUUUCUAUUGUAGAAUAUAUUAUGCUGCGCAGUUCGCUGCUCUCAGAGACAGCGUUUUAACGUUCGGAGAGGAUGGAUUCACAAGGAGCAUGAGUCGAAGCGUGCAAUGGGCCGCGAGGGGUGGAAAGAGUGGGAGCGCUUUUUGUAAAAGUCGAGACGACAGGUUCAUCAUAAAAGAGAUGUCUAGAAUAGAGAUGCAAAUAUUUCUCGAUUUUGCACCAAAUUACUUUUCGUAUAUGGAGAAAUGUCAACAAACUAAACAACCGACAUUGUUAGGAAAGAUAGUCGGUGUUUACAGAGUAUCGUUUAAAAAUAAUACGACAAAUGCCGCGCUUCGCACUAGCGUGCUUGUGAUGGAGAAUUUAUUUUAUAAUAGAACGAUAACGGACAAAUUCGAUUUGAAAGGUUCGGUGAGAAAUCGGCUAGUAAAUCCCGUCGACACGUGUCACGAAGGAGAACUAGUGCUGCUCGAUGAAAAUUUAUUGAACAUGAGCUGCGAUUCGCCCCUAUACAUUAGAUCGCAUUCUAAAGCAGUUUUAAACAGAGCCAUUGAACAAGACACGAAGUUCCUGGCUGAUAAUUCUGUAAUGGAUUAUUCGUUGCUGGUUGGUUUGGAGCCAAAUUCCGAUGAACUCGUAUUAGGUAUAAUCGAUUACAUACGAACAUUCACAUGGGACAAGAAAUUAGAAACGAUGGUAAAAAAAUCAGGCAUAUUGGGUGGUCAAGGAAAAUUACCAACGAUAAUAUCACCAGAAGAAUAUCGAGCCCGUUUCAUAGCAGCUAUGCAUCGAUACUUCUUACCUGUACCGGACAGAUGGUCCGGUUUAGGUAAAGGUGUUGAAACGUAAAAGACAUAAUUUCCGAAAAAUGAAAUUUUCAAUUUUUCACAGAUAUUCUAUACCGAAAACAUUGUACAUAUAUUUUCUAUGCAAUUGACUCACACGUAGCGAACAGUGUUGCGUAUAGAGAUACGUACUGUAUAUUAAUAUUUUAUGAAAUUACCAGUAGAUUGCAGCAUUUUGUAACGAAGUGAUGAAAAUAAGUUAACUUUGUCAUGUCGCGACGUUCCAUUGUAUAGUUUCAAUCCUUUAAUUUAUGCUACGAUAAAUAUUUAAAUCACGUCAUUUCUGUUUAUACUCAUCAACACAUUAAUUGUUGUAUUACAUGUAUAUACUAAGUUUAUAAUAAACUUUACAAACAAA